Molecule: messenger RNA, 3957 nt
Organism: Diaporthe citri
Lineage: Eukaryota; Fungi; Ascomycota; Sordariomycetes; Diaporthales; Diaporthaceae
Exons: 5
Coding region: 1-3957 (1318 amino acids)
Biological process (GO): metal ion transport; transmembrane transport
Cellular component (GO): membrane
Molecular function (GO): metal ion transmembrane transporter activity
Source: RefSeq, a predicted model, not a curated record
AUGGACCGUCGGCCCCUCGUCUCGCAGGGCCAAUCCGAGACGUCUGCAUCUGCGUCUGUACCUGCAGAUGUGGCAGACGCGCUCGACGACUCAAGACUCGAGGACGAACUGAGGGACUCGCCAGAGCGCAUUCAAUCUGAUCCCCUACCGUCCAGACCCGAGUUCCCGGAGGCACAGCAGUCGAGUGCGCAGUCGCACGACACGCCUCAGUCCACCACUGGGCCGAGCUCAGUCAAGGGCAAUCUGGCUGCAGUCCGCGUCAGCGAGCAUGAGGCGUCGAACCGGACGAGCAUGUCCCACUGGGACCCCGAGCCGGGAUUCGCCCACGUCGAUGGAGAGGUCGGCGGCGUGGGCUACAACGAGACCAAGGCCGACAUCAUCACCGUGCCCUGUCCCGGGGCGGACCCUGUCGAGACCUGGACCCGAGAUCCCCUUCCGGACAACUUCUUCGGCAACGCUGACCAGGACGACCUGACCUCGCAUCCCGCGAUCAAGGAGCUGGCUGGCGAUGCCAUCCUGACGCCUGGCAUCGGCGGCAACUUCCCCAAGGCAGCCCACCUUUGGGUCAGACAGGGCAUCCGUCGCUACGCGAACACGGCGAGGGCCAUGCUCUACAGGCAUCGUGAGCUGACUGACCACACCACGCUCGAGGGACUUGCAAGGGAUCUGUUGGAGAACGUGUUCCAACGGCGCGAAGGACAGCAUGCGUCUCGCCCUCUCUUCUUCAUCGCCCACAGCAUCGGUGGCCUGGUGGUCAAGAAGGCCCUGCUCAUGGCAAGCAAGAGCGAAAAGUAUCGCCCGCUUCUGUUCAACUGCCACGGUAUCACCUUCUUUGCAACACCACACCGCGGCUCCAGUUACAUGUCUAUGCGCAAUUUGAGCGAAAGCAUCCAGUUGCUUCUGCACCUGCAGCGGCCACUCCCCACAUCCCUGGUAAACGAGAUCCGAGUGAGCAACAAGAGCCUCAUCACGAUGCACGACGACUUCACAAACAUCGUCAGCGAGAUGAGGGUCUGGACUUUUUACGAGACCAUAGACUCCCAGCUCUCAGGCUCCGGCCUGGACUACGCGGACGAGGUCCAGUUCUCUGCGCCUCUCGUCUCCAUCAAAUCCGCCAUCGUCGACGUGAGACAGGAGACGAUCUACUCUGCCCUGGAGAGCGACCACGCCCACUGCGCAUCAUUCGGCGUCACCAACCCUCGGACGCUGGCCACCUACCUGCAGGACCUGGCCGCUGCCGUCGCCAAAGCUGAGGGCCUCAGCCAGACCAUCCACACGCCCCUGAAGCUCAAGGAGCAUGUCAAGGUCGAGCUCAUCGGAUUUUAUGAGGAUCCGGAUGCCGGUCUCGAGUCUGACAUUCGCCUGUACAUCGCCAAGUAUCACCUCGCGGAUUUCCUACAGAAAGGGCCCGAAAUGUGCUUGGAGGAGCGCCUGAAGCGUGUCUCGCGGCGGCACGGCGCUCAGACUGCAGCUGAUGGACCCAACAGCGGUCACCAUGGUGGCGGCUUGAACAUCUUGACAGGCGUGCAGAAUUUCUGGAAGUCUAAUGUUUCUGGGACUCAGCAACAGCGGCGGCCAGACUCCCCCGACAUUGUCGUCACACUCCCAUCAGCAAGGCCUGAUACGGGCGAGGGAAACUCCUCACCUCCUCCAGUCGGCAGGCGUCCACACAGUCUAACACUCCCAACCUUGUCCACACCAGGAUUCCAGCGUCCUGGUAGCCGAGGUAGCGGUGUGACGGCAAGUACCAUGUCGGAUCCGACUGACCUGGAGCUAUCUCCCAGGGAUGAUGAUUCAGAUACGCAUGAAGGAAAUGACGCCCCUGAGACUCGUGCAAGGGCAGCAUCGGACCACACGGGCUUGGACCCGGGAUCCAAAGGUCGAGCCGAUAGACCUAGCAAGACUUAUGCAAUGAUGGACUUGACUGCCGGAUUCUCGAGGCCGAACGCUGACCGGAGGAAGUUCAUGUGGAUCCAUCUGCCCUUCACAAACCCUCUUUGGGUCAAGGACAUCUUUGAAAAGCUAUCAGAGACACACCGUCAGGACUUCAGCAAGCUGUUCAACAACGAGAACUGGGUCUCAAAGCACGUGCAGGGCCGACAUUCCCAGUCUCAGCCGUCAUUUGUCAAGCCCGCCGUCCACUACUUUUCUCCCGACUCAGCGCCGUCCCCACGACUGUCCUACUCAAGCCCCCAACUCAACGCCGGCCCGGCGCCAACCUACCUCUACGUCUACCUCCCGUAUCUUCAUUUUGACACGUACAGGCACAUCAUCAAACGGAGAAGCAUCAUGACACGAAGGCUCGCCCACGGCCGCUCCAGGCCGGUGCCAGAGGACAUUGCCGACCUCGAGUCGCUCGAGCUCCGCGUGAUCUGGGAAUAUAUAGGCCACGAUCCGCCACUGAACUGCCGUCGAACACUGGACCAAUUUGGAUAUCCUUCUCUAAGAGACACAUACGCCCGUGACGACGACCAAAUGCUGUACAAACUCACCAAGAAAGAUAACCCACGGCGGCCCUUUGUCGGCAAGACCUGGAGCGACGAGGAAUCGAUCAAGGCCCUGGUACAAAGAUACUCGGUCGGCACGAAGCUCUUGCACGAGACCAUUGAGAAUCAGAAGGAGGCCGCGACCUCGGAAUCCGAGAGCGAACACGAGGAGCUGCUUCGGGAUGGGAACCUGCUCAUGGUAGAUCAGCUGUGGCUGUGGGCUAUUGACACCACGACCCUGACGACAUUCUUCCCAAAACGGGAGUCUCGCCCGUCCGAGGGAGCCCUGUUCCAGCAGGCAGACCUGAGGAACAGCAUCUAUAACGAGUUGAAUGGUGAUCUCACUGGGAGAUGCGAGAAUGCAUUAGACCUGGCUGCCUUUGUUGCCCUGCACGCCGUCACCGUCCUUCUCGACCGAUCCUCACACCCCGAUCUCGAAAUCUUCCGGAUCUUUGAGGAAGCCAUCGGAAUACUGACCGAGCGCAUGACAUGGAACCUAAAGAAGUUCCGCAUGCAGACCUUCAGGGACGUCGACUCGGAGGACGAGCACCUCGCCGAGACGAGCGCAAAGUCGAUCAAGAAGCGCCACAAGCGCGAGAUCGAGCAGGCCGAGCGGGAGAACCGCGAGAACACGUCGGCCCUCAUGGAGCUGCGUGACAUGGAGGACGAGCUCAGGACGCUGAUGAAGCUCUUCGAGACGCAGACGACCAUGCUCGCCAGGAUGCUUGAGAUCUACGAGGGCGACGGCCUCAAGGACAUCACGCACAACGGGCGCGGGUACCUGGGCGAGGCGCUGGCGAGGCUGGCCGAGUACAAGACGCAGACGACUGAGAUGCUGGACAGGGUUGCGGCUACCAGGGGAGACUAUGAGAAACUCCUGGAGAUGGCCCAGCGCCAGGCACAGGUGGACGACGUGCGCUGGUCCCGCCUGCAGACGGAGCUCGCCAGCUCGCAGAACCUGUCGGUCAUGAUCUUCACCAUCUUCACCGUCAUCUUCCUGCCCCUCUCCUUCUUCACCUCCCUCUUCGGCAUGAACGUGACCGAGUGGGACAACCAGCUGCCCACGAUGGCCUUCAUCGGCGAGGUCAGCCUGCCCAUCUCCUUCUUCCUGAUCCUCGCCACCCUCGUCGCAGCCUUCUCCUCGCGCGUGCAGGUAUACUGCGGCACCGCCUGGCUACGGCUCAAGAGGGCGUGGGAGGCCGCCAAGGAGGGCGCGAGGUCCCUCGAGCCCGAGGCCAGCAGGGAGGCCAAGGCGCGGCGGAGGGCCGACAGGGCCCGCGGGGGCAGGGAGGAGCGCGAGCGCAAGAGGAAGGACCGGAGCUAUGACUUUUGGGCGACGGUGCGCCGGCAGAGGACCUUGGCUUCUUAUGAGAUCCCUGAUCUGAACCGGGUGCGGUCGCCGACCGGGUUUGAUAGUGCUGGGGCUGGUGGGGCGAGGAGGCCGACUUGGAAGUCUGGAGGGACGAAGUGA